Fimicolochytrium jonesii is the source of this 575-nucleotide messenger RNA. RefSeq lists its product as uncharacterized. Gene Ontology annotation, biological process: lysosome localization. Bases 1 to 387 code for a protein of 128 amino acids. The record is from RefSeq and is a predicted model, not a curated record. The transcript has 3 exons. Gene Ontology annotation, cellular component: BORC complex. NCBI's taxonomy places the organism in Eukaryota, Fungi, Chytridiomycota, Chytridiomycetes, Spizellomycetales, Powellomycetaceae.
AUGUCACAAUCAACCCGUCUCCCCUCAGCACUCUCAUCCCAACGCACAACAGCUGCCCAAAACACAGUGCCCAUAGACCCCGCCCUCAUCGACGACGUCGAAAAACACGCGCAGGAAAUCUCAGACGAUCUCGCUGUUUUCAUGGGGAAAUUGCGGAGUAGGCUCGACGAGAUGACGGCUGCAACAAGCCAAUCAGUCUCACUAACAACCGACAGCGCGCGCAACCUCUCGACAGCGGUGCACGAAUCCGUCGCCGAGACGAGCGAGCUGAUCAAUACGGUUGGGUCGAUGAAGAAUGAGAUGGUCAAGGUUAAGGCUCUGGCUGGGCAGAUUAAGAGCUUGAAAGAUAAUUUGGACUGGUUGGAGGCUGUGGUGGGGAAGGGGUGAUGAUGAGGUGGAUUUGUUUGAGGAUUGGAGAGGGAGAAGGUGGAAAGCGAACGCGGACAAGCGGAUCAACAAUCCUUAGAGCGGGCCGAUCGAACAACGUGCAUCGGAAAGUUCGGAUCCGGCUUUGGACGUCGGACACAACCCUUAACGUACGCACGGUGUCCUAAGUUCAAUCGCACGGGCCCACC